AUCUAAAGAUGUGGACAGAAGUCGGAAAGCUUGUGCUAUUACAUUUGUUACUCAUGGAGCUCUACUGCGCUAAAGGAACUCAUACAGAGUCAGAGUGUGAAACUGGCCAGUUUCAGUGUAAGAACGGACGGUGCAUCCCGACCCUGUGGAGAUGUGAUGAUGAUGAUGAUUGCUCAGACAGCAGCGAUGAGGAGAAUUGUCCAAAGAAGACGUGUGCGACCACAGACUUCGCCUGUAAGAACGGACAGUGUGUUCCUGCUAGGUGGCGCUGUGAUGGAGAGCCGGAGUGUGCAGACGGUUCAGACGAGGCUGAUGCAAUCUGCAGCCGACAGACCUGUCCACCGGAGAAGUUUGAUUGCGGAGGGGCUGCCAGCAAAUGUGUUUCGUUGUCAUGGCGAUGCGACGGAGAGAGGGACUGUGAGAACGGGGCCGAUGAGGAGCAGUGCGCUGCAGAUGCCAAGGCCUGCCCCUCCAAAGAUUUCCAGUGCCGUAACGGGAAGUGUUUGGCGCCGAUCUUUGUGUGCGAUGGCGAUGACGACUGCGGGGACGCCAGCGAUGAGGAGAAGUGCUCUGCUCCCACCUGCGGUCAGCAUGAGUUCCGUUGCAAUGACUCCGAGUGCAUCCCUGCCCUGUGGAGCUGUGACGGCGACCCGGACUGCAAGGACAAGUCGGACGAGUCCAUGGAGCGCUGCAGCCGAAGGACGGAGCCCCAGAAACCUCGCUGCCCGGUGGGCGAGUUCCAGUGUGGGAGUGGGGAGUGUGUCCACAUGAACUGGAAGUGUGAUGGAGACGCAGACUGCAAGGAUAAAUCUGAUGAAGCAAACUGUCCCCUACUUACAUGUCGGCCUGAUGAGUUCCAGUGCGGUGAUGGCUCCUGUAUCCAUGGCACCAAACAGUGUAAUAAAGUUCAUGACUGUCCAGACUACAGUGAUGAAGCUGGCUGCGUCAACAGCCUCAAUGAGUGUGCCGACAACAAUGGCGGGUGCUCUCACAUCUGCAGGGACCGGAGAAUUGGUUAUGAGUGUGACUGUCCCUCUGGCUACAAACUCCUGGACAAAAAGUCUUGCGGAGACAUAGAUGAAUGUGAGAAUCCAGACGCCUGCAGUCAGAUCUGCAUCAACUACAAAGGAGAUUAUAAGUGUGAGUGCUACGAAGGCUACGAGAUGGACCAUGCCUCUAAGACCUGCAAGGCCGUGGCAGGAAAAAGUCCGUACCUGAUGUUCACCAACCGCCAUGAGAUCCGUCGCAUUGACCUGCUGAAGAGUGAAUAUACACAAGUGGUUCCCACACUGAAAAACGCCGUGGCCCUGGAUGUAGACGUUUCCACCAACAAGAUGUUCUGGUGUGAUUUAUAUCAUCGUAAAAUAUACAGUGCUUACAUCAACAAGGCCAGUGACUCAUCACAGCAGGUGGCGCUCAUCGACUCGCUCCACUCCCCAGAGGGCUUGGCAGUCGACUGGGUGCAUAAGAACAUCUACUGGACCGACUCAGGCAACAAGAGCAUCUCCGUCGCCACGGGGGACGGCAGGAAGAGGAAAGUGCUGAUAGCCACUGAGCUGAGCGAGCCGCGGGCCAUCGCAGUGGAUCCACACCAAGGGUUUAUGUAUUGGUCGGACUGGGGAGGUCAGGCCAAAAUUGAGAAGGCUGGGAUGAAUGGAGUGGAUCGACAAGUGUUGGUGUCUGAGCACAUCGAGUGGCCCAAUGGAAUCACCCUGGACUUGUCCAAUAGGCGUUUGUACUGGGUGGACUCCAAGCUGCACCUGCUGUCCAGUGUGGAUCUGAAUGGAGACAACCGCAAAGUGCUGCUGUCCUCCCAUCACCACCUGGGACACCCAUUUGCCCUCACCGUGUUUGAGGAUCGCAUUUAUUGGACAGACUUGGAGGACGAAGCGAUAUACAGCGCCAACCGACUGACGGGACAUGACGUGGCGAAGGUGGCAGAGCACCUCAACAACCCCCUGGACCUGGUGGUGUUUCAUGAACAGAGGCAGCCAAAGGCCCCCGACACCUGUAAUUUGGGCAGUCUUCCGAACGGUGGCUGUGAGUACCUUUGUCUGAAGGCCCCUCAGAUCACAGACCACUCCCCCAAGUACACCUGUGCCUGUCCUGAUGGCAUGGAGCUGGGACCAGACAUGAGGCGCUGUGCUGUAGCUGCGAGUGAUCACUACCUCAUAGGUAACAACAUCACAGUAGCUGUUCUGGGGAUAGUCAUUCCUAUCGUGGUCAUCGGAUUACUCUGCACCGGCGGAUACCUGGUUUGGCGCAACUGGCGACGCAAGAACACCAAGAGCAUGAAUUUCGACAACCCCGUUUACCGCAAAACCACAGAGGACGACGACGACGAAAUCCACAUCGGCCGACACAGCGAGUCCAUCGGUCACGUCUACCCAGCACGCGUGGCACUCAGUCUGGAGGAUGAUGGCUAUCCCUGA
This is a messenger RNA of Seriola dumerili (greater amberjack), 2432 nucleotides long. It is a transcript of the gene lrp8, whose product is annotated as low-density lipoprotein receptor-related protein 8-like. The record is from RefSeq and is a predicted model, not a curated record. Bases 9 to 2432 code for a protein of 807 amino acids. Gene Ontology annotation, molecular function: protein binding; calcium ion binding. The transcript is spliced from 18 exons. Lineage: Eukaryota; Metazoa; Chordata; Actinopteri; Carangiformes; Carangidae.